AUGGGCAACAUGACCAGCGUUCGACCGGGGAGGCCCCCUUCGACAAAACAGGAGGAGUGGCUACCAAGAGAGAUGUUCAAGUUGUCGUGUGCCGUGAUGGGACCCUCUGGAGCGGGUAAAAGCACGGAGGCUUGCACGGACAGAGUAGAGGACGUCACCAUUGAUCUCGAAGAGUUCACAUUUGAAGGCCAUGGUCUCAUACUUGUUGAUACUCCGGGAUUCGAUGUCCCGCGAAAGCAUGGGAUAACAGAUAUCGACAUCCUAAAGCAAAUAUCGAGGUGGUUAGCCAAGUGCUACCGCAACCCGAGUAUGACGCUCGCAGGGAUCAUCUACGUCCACGACAUCACGGAUGACCGACUCGACUCGACUGCUCUCAGAAACCUGUCGUUAUUCCAUGAAAUUUGUGGUAGCGACGCUUUCAGUCAGGUUACCAUUCUUACCUCGAAAUGGCAACAAUUAGGGGAAGCGGUCAGGGGUCCUGCUGAAGACCGCGAAACGGAGCUCCUCAGCAACCCCCAGUGGAAAUCCAUGACCCAGCAUGGGGCGGAGGUCAACUCACUCCGAAGUGCAGAGAGUAACGCAGCUCGGGACGUUGUUAUUUCUCUUCUGAGUCGGCCUCAAGCUCGGGAGUACAGAAUGAAGCUUAAAAUCCAAGUAGAACUCAUAGACCAGAACCGAACCCUUCCUCAGACAGGGGCUGGACGACAGCUGAAAUCCAUACUCAAAAACACGGCUAAAAGGGAAAACAACAAUCCAGUUCUUAGACAGGCUCUAGCGCAAUUUAGAACGCCCUUUUCCGUCAGGUGGAAACAAUUCCUAGGAAUCUAUAGGUUCAAUGAGGAUGAGGCGUUCGGAAAGGAGACGGUUGUGCGGAGCUCCCCUUCGCCUAACGCCUAA
This is a messenger RNA of Coprinopsis cinerea okayama7#130, 897 nucleotides long. RefSeq lists its product as hypothetical. The coding region runs from base 1 to 897 and encodes 298 amino acids. The transcript is spliced from 5 exons. The record is from RefSeq and is a predicted model, not a curated record. NCBI's taxonomy places the organism in Eukaryota, Fungi, Basidiomycota, Agaricomycetes, Agaricales, Psathyrellaceae.